This is a messenger RNA of Salvia hispanica, 2399 nucleotides long. Its product is annotated as mitogen-activated protein kinase kinase kinase NPK1-like. Gene Ontology annotation, molecular function: MAP kinase kinase kinase activity; ATP binding. Gene Ontology annotation, cellular component: cytoplasm. Gene Ontology annotation, biological process: MAPK cascade; protein phosphorylation. The record is from RefSeq and is a predicted model, not a curated record. NCBI's taxonomy places the organism in Eukaryota, Viridiplantae, Streptophyta, Magnoliopsida, Lamiales, Lamiaceae.
CUUCACUGAAAUGAAGUAGAAUUCAUAAAUAAGCCCUAAUCUUUUCCUCUCACUACAUACCUUCUCUCUGUCUUCAAUCCAUAUCUCUCCGGCGAUGCAGGAAUUCAUCGGCUCUGUUCGCCGAUCUCUGGUUUUCAAACCUCCCGGCGAAGAAUCGACCGGAUUUGGAGGAAUUGUCGAGAAAUUGGGGUCUAGCAUCCGGAAAUCUCGAAUCGGUAUUUUCGCUAAGCCUCCGGUUCACGCGCUGCCGCCAAUUGCGACGCCGCCGCGGAGAAACGCCAGACCAGAGGAGGGGCAACUGCCGCCGAUGGAAGGAUCAACGGAGGAUGAGCCGCCGAUAGCUCGGGGAAGAGACAGUAAGAUGCUGACUCCAAAAUAUAUGAAAGAGGAAGAAUCGAAGAAGAGGAAGGAGGUCGAUGUGCAGCCACUGAUCCGGUGGAGGAAGGGGGAAUUGAUAGGCUGCGGUGCCUUUGGGAGGGUUCACAUGGGAAUGAACCUCGAUUCAGGGGAGCUUCUUGCGGUGAAAGAGGUUUCAAUAGCUGCAAAUAGCGCUUCAAAGAAAGCACAAGAAUAUAUAGGUGAACUUGAAAAAGAAGUCAAUCUAUUGAAAAAUCUCUCACAUCCAAACAUUGUGAGAUAUUUGGGAACUGCUAGAGAGGAGGAUUCACUUAAUAUAUUACUGGAGUUUGUGCCUGGUGGAUCCAUUUCGUCUCUCUUGGGAAAAUUUGGGUCUUUCCCGGAAUCUGUUAUCAGAAUGUACACAAAACAAUUGUUGUUAGGACUAGAGUACCUGCACAACAAUAAGAUUAUGCACAGGGAUAUCAAGGGAGCAAAUAUUCUUGUUGACAACAAGGGAUGCAUUAAACUUGCCGAUUUUGGAGCAUCCAAGAAAGUUGAAGCAUUGGCUACAAUGACUAAUGCCAAAUCAAUGAAGGGUACUCCAUAUUGGAUGGCUCCUGAAGUUAUUGUUCAGAGUGGUCACAGCUACUCAGCAGAUAUAUGGAGUGUUGGAUGCACAGUUAUUGAAAUGGCCACAGGAAAGGCUCCUUGGAGCCAGCAGUAUCAGGAGGUUGCUGCUCUCUUUUAUGUAGGGACUACUAAAUCUCAUCCACCAAUACCAGAUCAUCUUUCCCCUGAGGCAAAAGACUUCUUGUUAAAAUGUUUACAAAAGGAGCCAGACCUGAGGGCGACUGCAUCAGAAUUGUUGAAGCAUCCAUUUGUAACUGGAGAAGACUCCCAUCUUGCCUGCUCUUCACAUAUGGAAACUUCCGGAAAACGGAUGGCAGCACUUGGAGUUGAAAUUAAGAAGUCAAUGAACCUAGAGGCUAGGAGGUCAUGCAAUGGCCUGAAGGACGUAGGUGAUUUGGAUGGUGCCUGUUGCUCAACCGUCAACUCUGAGCAGUACACAGGGGGAUCCUUGUGGCAACCUGUCAAUUUUGAGGAUGAUGAUAUGUGUCGAAUUGAUGACAACGAUGAUCUUGAAUUUGGCACAUCCACGAAAUUCAGACAUAGUCUCCUUUCUAGUGAUUGUAAUCAGAGUUUUAAUCCAAUGUGUGAACCCAAUGAUGAUUGGGCCUGCAAGUUUGAUGAAAGUCCUGAAUUGACCAAAAGUGGAGUGGAGAUUCUUCCUAGUCAAAUUGUUGAGCCUGGUAACAGAUCUUUAGGUUCUGUUGAGGUGGACUGUGGCUUUACAUUUCCGAGGCAAUCUGAGUCUGAAGAUGACAACAUUUUAACUGAAGCAAAGAUCAGAGCCUUCCUGGAUGAAAAGGCUUUGGAGCUGAAUAAGCUGAAAACACCUCUUUUUGCGUUCUACAAUUCCUUGAAUGUUGCUGGACCUCCAAGUCCUGUUGGUGGUAUAAGCAACAAGGAAAAUGUUUCAAGUAUCUGCAAUCUACCUUCUAAAAGUAGGUCGCCUAACAAGGUAGCAAGUAGGAGAUUUUCUACCGCCCUUGAUGUUGAGUACAGCCUGAGUCCACGGAAUUUCUCCAGACGUGCAUCAAAUAUUGGUGAUGAAAACUUUAGAAAUUCUCAGGGCGCCAAAGAGCUGCCCAUUGAUUAUCAACCGGAACCACUUACUCCAAGCUCUAGAUUCAGUGAUAUACAAAAGAAAUGGAAAGAAGAACUUGUUGAAGAGCUUGAAAGAACCAGAGAACUCAUGCGUCAAGCAGGCACAGCCAAGACAUCAUCUCCAAAGGAUCGAAUUAUGAACCGACAAAAAGAUCGGUUAAAGUAUGCAUCUCCCGGGAAAUAAAUACAACAAGAAUUACAGAAGAAAGAUUUGUACGACGCACGUGUGAGUUUGUGAUUAUUCAUGUUUAUUUUUUUUUACAAAUGAGUGAAUGCCAUUGUUGUACUUCAUCACUGUCCAAUAUAUAUAUGAUAUUUGGGUUUGGCUUGAA